Messenger RNA from Thelazia callipaeda (thelaziosis nematode), 524 nucleotides. Lineage: Eukaryota; Metazoa; Nematoda; Chromadorea; Rhabditida; Thelaziidae. The record is from the annotation of a GenBank genome assembly.
AUGAUUGAAUUUCAGUGGCUGACAGGAGCUGACCCAACUGAAUGCUCCACACACGGCAGCAAAUCUGGUCCAGAGGGGUUCGACCAAACCAGACAGAGCUGGACCGAGUGGGUUGCAGAUGACACUCGCAACCUCCAGCUCGCAGCGGAGUGCCUCAACCCGACAAAAGGCCCAAACACGGACGGUUUUCUCGCCGUCAAUGAUGCAAUCGAUGAGCAUCGACGGCGACUCGUGCGCAGACGAGGGUCAAGUGGCGUACGAGUUGACCCCGUUCCACUGAGGCGCACAAUCCCAAAUUUUGAGGCAGCGAACCCUGAGAAUUACCCAGGGUUGGAGACGGAGCUGCGUGCGCCUCUCGAAGAUCCUUAUGUGGUGCGAGAUGGACUGAUCCACUGCAAUCUCGCAAGAUGCCCAUUGAUGCGCACAGAAGCGUUCGCAUCAAUUCGGGCGUGGAAGCUGCAUGUGGUCAAAACGAGAGCGCAUGCACUCGAUGGUAAGAAUUCUUGCUACUUUUAUCAAUAAAU